This is a messenger RNA of Prorocentrum cordatum, 1820 nucleotides long. The record is from the annotation of a GenBank genome assembly. NCBI's taxonomy places the organism in Eukaryota, Dinophyceae, Prorocentrales, Prorocentraceae.
GCUUGCUCUUAGCAAUGGCGGCCCCUCGCUCCGCCAUCCUGACCGCGGCCGUCGUGCUCGCCUGCACCAGCCUGAUGGCCGCUUUCGUGCCCUCGCCGGUCGCGUCGCGCCCGACAGCGCAGUCGCUGCCGACGGCGGCGCUCAGCGCUUUGGCGCUCGCGGCGCCCACCGCCGCCCACGCGGAGGACUCGAGCGUGUGGAUCCCGGCCCUGUCCGCCGUCGGCGCCGGCUUCGCCAUCGGGCUGGCCGCCAUCGGGUCCGGAGUGGGCCAGGGCAUCGCCUCCGGCCGCUGCAUCGACGGCAUCAGCCGCCAGCCGGAGGGCUCGAGCGUGUGGAUCCCGGCCCUGUCCGCCGUCGGCGCCGGCUUCGCCAUCGGGCUGGCCGCCAUCGGGUCCGGAGUGGGCCAGGGCAUCGCCUCCGGCCGCUGCAUCGACGGCAUCAGCCGCCAGCCGGAGGCGCGCUCGCGCUUGCCCCUGCUGGCGGACGGCGUGCCCGACAGGUCCAGCGCCACCGGGGCCGAGGCCGCGCUGCGGCCGGGCUGGUUUUCGGAGGACCGCUUCUCCAAGGACGCCCAGAAAAUGCAGGAGAUGCCCCCCUACAUCGGCUGGACCCGGAGCGCGCCGAAGCCCACGGGGCCCGGGUGCCACCCGCGCUGCGAGUGGCAGUGCCCGCCCGCGACGGAGUGCGACCAGACCUGCCAGCCCUACUGCAUGCCGCCUCUGUGUAAGACGUUCUGCGCGCGGCACGAGGCGGACUCCUGCGAGACGCGCUGCGGGCCCCCCCAGUGCUCCGUGGUCUGCCCGCCCGGCCGCCUGAGCGGAGACCCCACAGGCAGCUGCCAGACGGUGUGCGUCCCGCCCGUCUGCAGGACGGAGUGCGGCAGCGUCAGAGGAAAGUGCCAGAGCGAGUGCGAGGAGCCCUCGUGCACCUGGAAGUGCGAGCUCGCCUCGGCGUGCCCGAAGCCGAACUGCACCCUGAGGUGCGACGGCAUCAAGGAGUGCGCGCAGCCGCGGCCGCUCCCGCAGGCGAAGAAGCUGGAGGUGCCCCCGAACCAGGUGGGCGUCACCUACGGAGUAACCCACGCUCGACGUCUCCGUCCUCGCGCACCCGGCGACGCCCUAAACCCGAGAGUUCACCCCGACCACCAGGUCUGCAACGACGACGGCCGCGGCCCUGGCGGUGGCGCCGCCCGCCACUCCGGCGGCGCACACCACCGCCGCGCCGGCCACCACCGUGGGGCCGGUGCGCAGGCUGAAGCUCCACUGGGCGGCGGAGGACCAGCGGCGGGCCAGCGGCGGCGGGGGCCCGAGCGCGCCGCCUCAGCCGGUGGCGCCCACGUGGGCAAGGAGCACUCCGCUGGGCGGCGCGGAGACGCCGCGCGUGCGCGGCCGCGACCGCGGGCGCGCCGCGCAGGCGUGAGGCUCUCUGCGCGCUCCUUCCGCUCGCGCUCCCUCCGCUCGCCGACGCCGCUGCCCUCUGCCGCCUCCCUUCGCCCGCCCGCUGCCCUCUGCCCGCCCGCUGCCUUCUGCCGCCUCCGAUCGCCCGCCCGCUGCCCUCUGCCUCCGCCUUCCGUUUGCCCAGUGCGUUGCCGCUCGCCGUUGCCCGCUCUCGCGUGCCGGCCGUGGCAGCGGCUCCACCACACGCACACACACACACACACACACACACAUAGGUGCAUUUAGAUGUAUAUAUCGUCAUUUGUGAGCCUGGUGGUGCCAUCUAUGUGGUACGAUCUACGUGGUGCAAUUCUUCCCCCGCAUCCAAAGUGGAGUUCUUGCUUUCUUUGCACACACACACACACACACCGCAGGAUCUCCUCC